Rosa chinensis is the source of this 694-nucleotide messenger RNA. RefSeq lists its product as uncharacterized. Lineage: Eukaryota; Viridiplantae; Streptophyta; Magnoliopsida; Rosales; Rosaceae. The record is from RefSeq and is a predicted model, not a curated record. The coding region runs from base 56 to 364 and encodes 102 amino acids. The transcript has a single exon.
AACCCACAACCACAGACCCGAAAAAGCCUCAAGUUGACCGAAAAGAUCGAUCAACAUGGUGUCUGCUUCCACAACUGCAAUGGCUGAGAAGAUUUCUUGGUAUUGUGCUUUGUUCUUGGCCCUGAUGCUGGUUUUAAGCUGCUGUCAAUCAAGCGAAAGCGAAUUCAAUUCGAGAAUGCUACAAGUCCACAGGAGUCGUUUGAACAAGCCGUGUGAUGAAAUUUACGUGGUUCAUGAAGGCGAGACACUGCAAACGAUUAGUGAAAAAUGUGAAGAUCCUUACAUUGUUGAAGAGAAUCCACACAUUCAUGACCCUGAUGAUGUUUUCCCUGGCUUGGUCAUUAAGAUUACUUCAUACAAAUAAAGGUAGAUAUUAUAUAUUCAAGAGUUUCUCCUUUUAAUUUGUUGUAACUAAGGAAGCAAGCGCGCUUAUACAAUUUGAUUUUCGACGAGAAGUUACCUUUGAUGCGCUUAUACUUUUGUAUGUGUUGUUAUACAGUCAAAAUUAGCUAGACAUGUAAAAGCUUUAGAGAUCCCAUCAUCGGCUUGUACGUUGCUUAAAUGGGUAUUUAAGGUAGCAUCGUGCCUAGGGCUGUCACUCGGUCGGUUCGAAUCGGUUAUAGGUUUUACCAACUUCAAAACCAAAGCUUUCGGUUUCAAAACUGAGCUACCAAUUACCAACCAAAAUUUUCGG